Molecule: messenger RNA, 7013 nt
Organism: Hydra vulgaris (swiftwater hydra)
Lineage: Eukaryota; Metazoa; Cnidaria; Hydrozoa; Anthoathecata; Hydridae
Product: leucine-rich repeat serine/threonine-protein kinase 2
Biological process (GO): protein phosphorylation
Molecular function (GO): ATP binding; protein binding; protein kinase activity
Source: RefSeq, a predicted model, not a curated record
GAGAAUGAAGCUUCUGAGUAUGGACUAUUGGUAUUUUGCGAAUUAAUCAGAUAAAGUAAGAUAAAAACAAGCGAGAUUACAGUUCCUGAAUGAAUAGAAAUAUCAAAGUAUUUUCCAGUUAGUUGAAAAUCAUAAAAACAAUAGCGUGCUUUUGACUUUCAAAUUAUGCUUUAAAGUCCUAUUAUCAUAUCAAGUAAACUUAAUUAAGUUUACUUAAAUUACGAUAUUAUUCAAUUAUUUUAUAUGUGUAUGUAUGCUUUCGUAUUUGUGAAAGGAAAAGUCGUCGUACAACGUUCAGUCGGCAAUAUCUGAAAUAGUUGAGAGAACAAAACAGACGAAGAAAGUGAAUAGCUAAUACUCGGCCGAAAACAUUUAUAGCUCAAUUUCAAUAAAUUAAAAGUACGUCUUCGCGUGAACCGUAAGGGUUGCCUCGAUAAAUUUUUAAAGUAAGUUAGCAAAUGCUGGGUUAACUAGUCAUCUUGAGAAUAGAACUCCUUAAAGAAAAAUUUAAUCCAUUUAUUUUACCAAACAUCAUGUCAAAUCAAAACGAUAGUUAUAAUUGGCAUUCACUGUUAACAUUUAUGGUAAAGUUUCAAGAUGAUGCUUGCAAGCAGAAGGCUGCUUGUGAUUCGCUGCGAUCAGGAAUUGAAUGUAAUCCAAGUUUGUGUGAUUUAAUUGGUGAAGAAAGUGAUAGCCUACUCCCAAUUCACAACUGUGUUAAUUUAGCACUCAAUCUCCACAAAAAAGAUGUGUACUUGUUUCAGUCAGCUUGUGGAGCUAUUUAUCAGCUUUCUAUGAACUGUAAAAGAAUUCAAGAAUCGUAUGUUGUAAAAGGAAUCUUUGCAACAAUCAUUGAAGAACUAUUGAAUACACCUUGCGACCAUGCUAUCCAAGGCUGGGGACUGCAUGCUCUGCGAGGGUUAUCUCAUGAUCAUUUAAUACAAAAAGAACUCAUCUUUACGUACCAUAUUUUUAAACAUAUAGUGCGUAUUCUAAUAGAAAUAAAAAGUGUUUGUGUUCUAAAGCAAUGUAUUGGACUACUUGCUUGUUUGGCACAAGACCUAGAGACUUUUAAGAAUGACUGCAUAGACUUUGGUAUUCCUGUGGUUAUUCUUGAUAUUAUGAUUGAAAAUAUCAAAAAUGAAGAACUAGUAGAAAUAGCAUUAGAAGCAUUAGCGUAUUUCUUUCCAUAUCAAGAAGAAAUGCUUCUUAAACUGGCUAACAUCCAAAGUAUUCACAAUGUUAUGAGGUUUUACCAAUUUAAUGAAGGUAUAAAUCUGAAAGCUUGUGUGAUAAUUCAAUUAAUAGCUGUUCAUAAAAGUUUCAUUGAACAAAAAGAUGUGUUUAGUGAAAUUGUAGCGAUGAUUAAAGAUGCUAUUAAUGGAAUCUUGGUAAAUUAUAGUAUCCAAGUAGAAGGGUUGGUUGCUAUGGUUCUUCUCCUUGCUGAUUGUUCAUUUGAUAAAUACGAGGCUCUUAUUAAAAACAAUGUUCACGAGAUUUUAUUAUUUAUUUUUGAAAAAUCAGACCCAAUGCUUUCAUCACUUGCAAAACUUUGCUUGAGCAGUUUGGCAUUUGAACAAGGUAUCACAAAUGUACUUUUUCAACGUGCUUGUUUUUAUGGUUUUAAAAAAUGCUUUAAGUUACUUGUUGAAUGGGGAGCAGAUUUUAACUCUAGUUCUAAUGAUGAAAGCGCUUUAUGUAUUGCUGUUACAAACAAUCAUAUUGAAAUUGUUGAACUUUUGCUUACUUUAAAACCAUCUGAUAUUUCUGAAGCACUUCAUUGUGCCCUUGAAAAGAAUUUACAUGAAAUUGUAGGCAUAUUGCUAUGUUACAUUGGAUUUGAAGAAGUUAAUAGAGCUAUAACAUGGAGUGCAUUAAACAUUUCUUACUUGAGGGAAGAAUAUUUCCUUCCGUCAAUACUACAAAGUAGAAAGAGUACAAGACCUAGUUCUGAAUUGUUUAAUAUAAAUUUGGGUAAGGAAUCAGAGUUCAUAUUGUUUUGUAAAAAUAAUAAAGUGUUAAAAGACAACAAAAUUACUAGAAGUGCCAAAUUUUUAGCUGUUUCGAGACUUCCGUUUAACAAUUUGGAUCCUCGUAAUUUGAAUUACUUAUCUGAAAAUUUAGAGUUCGAUUUUGCUAAGUAUUGCGAUGAUCAUGCUAAUUUGAAAAGAUCUCGCAAUAUUUCAAGUCCAACUCAAAUACAAAAGAUUACUUCAAUUCAAAAUCAAUCCGAUAUUGAUGAAUGCAUCUUAAACUUGGAUAUUUCAAACAACAAAAUAAGUGAUCUGGAAAAUUUAGCAAUUAGUGUAAAUUUGACAUUGAUUGAUUUUUUUAAUAAUUUGGUAAAAUUAGAUGUGAGUAAUAAUGGAAUAAAUGAACUAACAAAAGGAUUUUGUUCUUUAUUAAAAUCAUUAAAGUAUUUACGUGCUUCAAGUAAUAAUUUAAAACAACUUCCAUACAGUCUUUUAAAACAAAAGAAUAUUGAAGAACUCAAUGUUUCGUCAAAUCAUAUAUUGACAAUUGAAUUAGACAUGAUUCCUGUUAUAUUAUCAUUAAAAAAAAUUGACAUAAGUGACAAUAAACUAACCAAAUUUCCAGUAUGUUUUCUACAGAAGUUUCCACGUCUUCAACACUUAUCCCUGUCAAAAAAUAACAUUACAGUCUUGCUUAUAUCUGAAGAGUUUAUUUCUUUAAAAACACUAAUUUUGAGUUUUAACCAACUGACUAAAAUACUUUCUCGAUCUAUUGAAUGUUUUGUUUCGUUAAAAAAGCUAGAUCUAUCUCAUAACUCUUUAAAAGAUUUACCAAAUUAUACUCCAUCAACUUUGCUACAACUUACCAACUUAAAUUUAUCGCACAAUAAACUUGCAGCUAAAGGCCCUUUUUUCAUGCCCAAAUUCGUUUUGGACUUACCAUCUUUGAUCUGUCUUGAUAUUUCAAAUAAUUCUUUAAAAUGUCUUCCUGAUUUGCAUUACUGGUCAUCUAAAAAAAUUAGAGUAUUAAACUUUUCAAAUAAUGAUAUAAAAGAAUUACCUUUAAACAAAUAUUCUAAAUUUUUAUGGCCAAAAAUAUCAACAUUAAUUAUUUCAAAUAAUAAAAUCAAAGCCUUACCAAAAUAUAUUGGAGAAUUAAGCUCUUUAUGCGUACUUAAUGUUAGUUAUAACAAACAAUUGAAAACUCUGCCAGAUGAAAUUGGUAAAUUAAGCAACUUGUAUCAGUUUCCGUUGAAUGGGUUGAAUUUACGCCAUAGUACUGCUGUUUUAAAUGGAACUCCUAAAGAUUUAGUUUCGUACUUUCGUUCAAAACUUGAAAAUUCUGUUCCAUACCGAUGCAUAAAGUUGAUGUUAGUAGGAUUAGCUGGACGAGGAAAAACCUCUCUUAUUUCACAGCUUUCAAAACAAUCUCAUUCAUCAAACAAACUUGCUACAGUAGGAAUUGAAGUAAAAAGUUUUAUUUUAAAAUCACCUGGUUUUGAUUUUAAAAAUACACGUUCAAGAAGUCCAUCAUUUUUAGUAAACGCUUGGGAUUUCGCUGGCCAAGAGGAUUUUUACAGUACUCAUCGUUAUUUUCUUAGUUCUCGAGCUUUAUACUUAGCAGUUUAUAAUGCAAGUAAAGGUGAAGAAGAAUUGAAAAAGCUUACUCCUUGGUUAUUAAAUAUACAAAUUGUUGCUCCUUAUUCAAAAGUUAUUUUAGUAGGAACACAUGCAGAUAAGUGUAUUCAAGAGAAUCUGCAAUCUCUAAAUGCAUUUACGAAAUCGUUUUUGCAUAGUUCUGGAUUUCCAACUUUUCAUACAACUACUACCGUUGACUGCACAAAAGAAAAUAAUACAAUUGUACUUCUCAGAAAGGAAAUCUAUAAAUGUAUAAGAAAGUUUAUGUUUGAGGAAACGCCUAAUUUGGAAAAAAUGGUUCCUCAAAGCUAUGUUAAACUUGAAAACUUUAUUUUUCGAAAAGCAAAAACAUUGCAAAGAUCUGGAGAACUACCUAUGCUCAGUAAAAAAAGUUUGCACCAGGAUUCAAUCAAUCACGGAUUACAACUAGAAACCGAUGAAUUCAACAGAGCUUUAAUGUUUCUGGCUGAAACCGGAUCAAUACUAAACUUUAAAGAUCCGUUUUAUGAUUUAAAGAACUAUAUAUUUAUUGAUCCACAAUGGUUUUGUCAAAUGAUGGCUCGUGUUGUCACUAUUAAGGAAAUUAAUCCUUAUAUUACACAAGGAGGCAUUUUAUCUAAACCUGAUUCAUUUAAGCUCUUCCCAGAGCCUUGUUUUACUCAACAUUUUUUGGAACUAUUUUUUCGGUUGUUGCAAAGAUUUGAAGUUUUGCUACCGAUAUCACAAGACGAGUAUUUGGUGACAUCAAAAUUACAGAGUUCUUUUCCCCAGCAUCUGACAGAAGCUAAAUUAAGUUAUUUCGAAGAUCCAAAUGUAAUAACCAGGAGAUACGAUUUCCCGCAUAUUCCUAUUGGGUUUUGGCCGAGGUUAUUAGCACGUAUACUUUCAUUUCCUAAACUUACUCCCGGUGCACAUCUGGAGAAACUAAACUUAGAGAUGGAUUAUUGGCAAAAUGGUGUUUUUCUGCAUUGCUCACAGUCAUUUUGCUUGGUAUCAGGUGAUGAAAAAAAUUUAAACAUUUUGGACGUUCAAAGCCAAAGGUCUUUUGUAGGUUAUCAACUUUUUGUAAGUGUAAUUGAUCUCAUUGAUGGCAUAGUUGAUGAAUGGUAUCCUGGACUUAAUGAUAUCUCUCAGAAAAGGAUUGUUAAGCGACUUGUGCCUUGCCACAAUUGUAAACUUAUAUUUUUGUCAAAAAAUGAUAUUCGAUUUAGUUUUGAUUUGAACAUGUGCAUUGCCUCCUCAUACGAUUCUGAUAGUAUUAAAUGCAAUGAGUGCGGUCGGUUUUCUUCUAUAAGCUACAUUGCACCAGAUGCUGUAUUUGCUGAUUUGGGUAAUCUUGUUGUUUCAAAAUGGAAAAAUAAAUUUUUGGAUAAAAAAUAUAAGCUGGGAUUUGGCGCUUUUGCGUCUGUAUAUAAAGUAAAAAUCGAUGGAACUUUUAUUGCUGCAAAGGUAUUUAAUGAAUCUUCUGGAAACUGUCCAAAUCGCAUGUUACGACAUGAAGUUGAUAUUAUAAAACGUCUACAUCAUCCCUGUCUUAUUUCGUUUAUUGGAGUGAGUAUACGUCCCCGUGCUCUGCUACUUGAGUAUAGUCCUUUAGGGAACUUAGCAGAUUCCAUAGCUUCACAAAAGAUUUCAAAAAAUAAAACUUUAAAACAUAGAAUAGCUUUGCAGAUAGCUGAAGGUCUGGAUUUUAUUCACAAACAUGACAUUGUUUAUCGAGAUUUGAAACCAAGUAAUAUUCUUGUGUUUUCAUAUUCAUUAACUGUACCUGUCAAUAUUAAACUCUCUGACUAUGGUAUAUCUCAACAUGGAACGUAUCAGGGUUUUAUAGCUAAUAAAGGAACACCUAAAUACAAAGCUCCUGAAGUUGAAGAUAGUGAAUAUAGCACUGAGGUUGAUAUUUUAUCUUAUGGAGUUACAAUAUAUGAGCUUGUUACGAAUGGUCAAAGACCAUUCAGAGAUUUAAGUUAUGAGAAGGAGUUUAAAGAUGCUGUUUUAAAUAACAAACCUAUUGAUUCUUUAAUUUCUCAUGGUUUUGAACCUUGGCCUGAUGUUGAAGAUCUUAUAAAGAGUUGUCUUCGAAAAAAUCCAGAGGAGAGACCAAAAGCUGAAACAAUUGUGAAUAUACUUAUAAAUACUGAUUUUUUUUGUUUAAAAAAACAUCUUGUAAUUUGCAAAGGAUUUGAAACUAUUGAUUGCCUCACAACUUGUACUUUUUUUGAUUCCAAAAUUAAAAAUGUAGAGGUCUGGGCGGCUUGUGGUGGAUGUGGAUUGAACAGCCAUUUAUCUUGGUUUUCUGCUACGCAGACAAAUAAACAAGUAGUGCAAGGUACAAUGACAAAAAUUGGACAAAUUCUGUGUAUGAUUUCAUAUAAGCAUUUUAUUAUCGUUGGAACGAAGGAACGUCGUGUAGCUUUAUACGACGCACAAGAAAAGUGUUUUAAACAUAAGUUAGCGCAAUUCUCUGAUUCUAUAUUAUGUAUAUUACACGCACAUGGAUUUAAUUUAUUUUUAUUUGGACUAGCAGAUGGGAAUAUUGCAAUACUUAAUUUUGAUGAUGUUUUAAAUCCAGACGGGAAUCCUCGAUACAUAUCUUUGAAUGAUAAAAUAAGUCAAAAUCCAAUUACCUGUAUGACUCAAAGUCAAGACAAGCUUAUAUGUGGCUAUGGUAAAGAUAUUAAAGUAUUAAAUUUGUCCACUUUUGAUUUGUUGCAAACAGUUUCUGCUACAUGCCAAAUUGCAGUGUCUGCAAUAAUUGUGUUUCAAAAUCGUUUAAUCGUAAGCUCCGAAAAAGAUUACAAGAUUUCGGUUUAUAAAUAUACAGGUAAUAGAGUUGAUGAAAUUGUUUUGUUUGAAUUUGAUUGUUCCAAGUUUUUAAAAAAGUUUUAUCCAAGUAUUAUCGAAAGCGAUUGUUACGUAAAUACCUUUGAAUUAGUGGAUAAUUCGUCCUUAUGGAUUGGUUGCGGCGGAGGCCAUAUAAUUAUUGUUAACGUUUUAAAGUCCUUUUUCCGAGAUGCUACUAUUAUUUCGAGACAUUUGGGUGCUGUACGCUCUAUUAUUUCGACACCAAAAAUUAGUGGAGAGUCAGUCUCUGUAAUAACGGGUGGUCAAGGAUUCCGACCACUUUUAGCAAUUAACAAUAAUGUUGAAGAAUGUGGAUAUAUUUUACUAUGGGAUUCCAACAUUUUUAGAUUAAAAAACCAUUUAACAGCAGAAAGAAAAAAUCGCGAUGAGUUACUUACUAAACUCUCAGUUAAAACGGAAAAGUUUGCGUUUCCCUUACUGUGAUUCUAAGCAGUCAAUUGGAAAUUUGUUAUAUUUAAACAAACUCCAUAAUAUUUUAUGUACAUAUAUAAUAAUUAUUCGGUUUAAAAAUAUAACGUAAUACAAUUAGAAGUAAAA